AAUCGCCUGUAACACUGUGUUUAUCUUAAUAUUAUGUAUUUACCAUAUGAUAUUGGCUGUAAACAGAUUAGCUGCUAUAAUUUAAUAUUGAUUUGUUCAAUGUUCUGUAUAAAUCCGUUUUCCAAUCUAUGAUGUCUGGCAUCCUGGUGAUGAAUUUGUUACACUUAGAGUUAAAUGAUGCACAGCAGAAGGGCUUUGAUAGCAUUGCGUAAUGAAUUUGACUAGGUUGGAUUUGUCGUCAUUGAAUUUUUUCCGCUGUCAGGCCCAUUUACGUGGUGGCAUGGGCGUUUCACGCCACUGAGAUGACGGGUUUGUUAAGAGGUUAACUACUCUGUGCUUUUGUUAGACACUAACCCUCCUACUCCCCCAGCCCCCCUCCCAUCAUCCACCAAGCCCUGCGUCAACAGGAGCCUGGGGUAUAUAAGACACAGCCACCUGAAUCCCAAGCUCAAGACACUUCAGCAGAGGACCGAAGCAUCUUUUGACUCUCGCUGACUUUGACGCAGUCUGAACACUUGUUUGGUGUUUGUGAACUCUGUUUCAUCUUCUCUCUCGUUUUUUAUUUCUCUCCACUCUCUGAGUCGUCGUGUCAGCAUGCAGCUUUUAGCCAGCUUAGUGUCUCUGCUGCUGGUGCUGUACAGUGUGAGAGCAGCGGCUGUGCUUCCAGCGGAGGAAAGGAGUCCCACACACACCAGGGAACUGAGUAAGGAGCGAAAGGAGCUGAUCCUCAAAUUGGUCUCUGGUCUGCUUGACGGCAUGGACAACAGCAUGCUGGCCGGAGAUCUCGUUCCUCUGGAGGAGGAAGAACCCAUAGAGUCUCGUCUGGAAGAGAGAGCCGUGUACAACCGGCUAGCGCAGCUGCCCCAGAGAGACCGCAAAGCCCCGUGUAAGAAUUUCUUCUGGAAGACGUUCACGUCGUGCUAACCCUAUGCUCCGUCCAAAUGUUCUCUGCUCCUCCUCAAAACCUCAUAUGAACUGUGCACACCCUCACUGUACAUACCAUCGGCGCCGUCCAAUGAGGGGUCUUAAUGGACUUUACAGAUUGAUGGCAGACAGAUUGUUAAAGAUAUUGAUGAUUAUAUUUAUCUAUUUAUUGCUCUAUUGAUUUACUAUUUAUGUAUGUUUUUGAACAUCUCAAACCAAUAAAGCAUGGUUAUGACAUUGGCUUUUGGAUAAUGGAUCUCUCAGUGUCUCAAAGUGUCCAGGUCUUAAGAAAAAAAGCAUUAAAUCAUUUUAUCCCAAUGGAUAAAUAAACAUCUAUGGUGUCUUUUUGUGGAAUGUCUGUGAAGGUGUAAUAAAUAUUUCAAGACUUGCUAA
Molecule: messenger RNA, 1317 nt
Organism: Pangasianodon hypophthalmus (striped catfish)
Lineage: Eukaryota; Metazoa; Chordata; Actinopteri; Siluriformes; Pangasiidae
Gene: sst7
Product: somatostatin family member 7
Exons: 2
Coding region: 595-924 (109 amino acids)
Biological process (GO): regulation of cell migration
Cellular component (GO): extracellular region
Molecular function (GO): hormone activity
Source: RefSeq, a predicted model, not a curated record